AUGUCUCGCGCCAAAAUUUCUCGCUCCAUCUUGCCAAUAGAAUCUAUUAUAAUUCGCCCUUACCAAUGUCCUUUUCAACGCCAGAUACAAGACGAAGAGGAGAAGAGAUAUCCAUUGAUCCGACCCCUAACUAGUCCUACUCAUCAUAUCAUCUCGCAACAGCCCAACUACCGGGAUCCAUUCAUAAACUGUGUAGUGAGCGAUGAAAAGGCUGAGGAAGAUAACGAAAGAGAUGAGUUGUUUGGCAGCACCUGUCUAUUUUCCUUCUGGUCUUGCUUUUGUUAG
This is a messenger RNA of Blumeria graminis f. sp. triticale, 285 nucleotides long. NCBI's taxonomy places the organism in Eukaryota, Fungi, Ascomycota, Leotiomycetes, Helotiales, Erysiphaceae. The record is from the annotation of a GenBank genome assembly.